This is a messenger RNA of Sorghum bicolor (sorghum), 1052 nucleotides long. Its product is annotated as zinc finger protein GIS. Lineage: Eukaryota; Viridiplantae; Streptophyta; Magnoliopsida; Poales; Poaceae. The transcript has a single exon. Bases 337 to 876 code for a protein of 179 amino acids. The record is from RefSeq and is a predicted model, not a curated record. Gene Ontology annotation, molecular function: DNA-binding transcription factor activity.
GGCUGGGGAGCUGCCACAUUCCUCCUCCACCCCGGAUCACGAUCACCUCGCGUGUGUCCGGCCGGCCGGCAGCUGCUUCCUGCCUUCCCCCGGCCCUCCCCGUUGCAGUUGCAUUGCAUUGGCUAGCUCCGACUCCGACUCCGAUCCGAUCCAUCCUGCUGCGCUUCUGGUUGGUUGCCGUGAGACCCUGACCUCCGAUCUAUCCGUCCUGAGGCGCGGUACGUCGUACGGCAGCCAGCGGCAGCAGCAGGCGGCCGGUGAAUUAGUUAGCCAGCCAGCAGCGGGCCGCCGCCUAGCUAGCUAGCCCCACCAGGCCAGCCGGCGGACACAGCCCCAAUGGACAGGGGGAUGGCGGACAGGCUCCUCGCCUCCUGUAUACCGGGCGGCAUGGAGGCGGCGGCGGCGGAAAGGGAGGACGAGGGGCUGGAGCUCAGCCUCUCGCUGCACCCGUCGCCGUCGUCGCCGCCCAGGUUCCAGGCGGUCUUCGCCUGCUGCUACUGCCCCAGGAAGUUCCGCAGCUCGCAGGCGCUCGGCGGACACCAGAACGCGCACAAGCUGCAGCGCAACCUGGCAAGGCGAGGGCGGGAGGCAGCCUCGGCGCCACCCGCGCCGCCGGUAUCCGACCACCACCAGCAGCAGGGCAGCAGGGCGCCCGGCGGCAGCGAGAGCGCGCCGACGCCGCGCUCCAGGCCGGAGCAGCCCCCGGCCGGCGCCGAUGCGUGGGGAGAGGGGAGGCACCACCGCCGUCAUCAGCACCACCACCUUUAUCAGCGCCCGCCGGCCCCGGCGGGGGGUGCGGAAGCCUCGUCCGGUGCGUCAAGGGGCGGCGGAGAGGAUGCUGCGGAGGAGAUUAUUGACCUGUCCCUCAAGCUAUGAACUGAUCCAUCCAUCCAUGAGCUCGAGCUAGCUUAUUAGCUAGCAGCCCAGCACUACUAGCAGCAGCUCCUCCUAUCCUCUUCGUUCUCUUCCAUUAGCUUAUUGCUUAGUUGUUUCUUCAUUAUUACGUCAUUAUUUCUUGUUUAAUUUGAUGAUCUACCGUAUGAUGCGUGUUA